This is a messenger RNA of Cucurbitaria berberidis CBS 394.84, 357 nucleotides long. RefSeq lists its product as uncharacterized. The record is from RefSeq and is a predicted model, not a curated record. The coding region runs from base 1 to 357 and encodes 118 amino acids. The transcript has a single exon. Gene Ontology annotation, biological process: protein transport. NCBI's taxonomy places the organism in Eukaryota, Fungi, Ascomycota, Dothideomycetes, Pleosporales, Cucurbitariaceae.
AUGGACUACAUCCUCGACAACGUCGGCGAAUGGAAAGACCGUCUCGUCAACAACUCGGUCAAAUCCUUUACGGAAAUGACGGCCCAGCGCUGGAUCCGCAUCAUCGUCAUCGUAGGUGGCUAUCUACUUGUCCGCCCAUACGUCCUCAAAGCGGCUGCGAACCGACAAAAGCGGCAACUCGACAAGGAGGCUGAAGAAUUGGGGCUGGAGCCGAGCGCUGAGCCGAAUGCCAACGCGCUACGAGGUGGUGGGAAGCGUAGCAAAGCUGUGGAAGAGGAAGCGAAGUCUGUGGACGGGGUAAGCAAGACGAAAACCAGACAACGGAAGACCCAAGAGAGCAAUAAGGAGGCGGAAUAG